CCUAUAGAAACUUGCGAUGCCAUCUUGGAUUGCUUACCUCCUCGAGAUAUUUUUGCAUUGGGAAAAUGUUCUAAAACCGCGCGGUUUAAUGUUACGCAUUACAAACAGUGUGUGUUUAGCAUUCAAUAUGCGUACCGCAAUUUCUUCAGCGUCGAUGAAAUUGCAGAAUUUCAAAAGAUACAGAGUUCAAUUGCUCUUCUUGUUUCUGGCUCAACGGUGCUCGGAUUUUUUAACAGAGAGGUUUACAACGGUGAUCUUGACAUGUAUUGUCACUAUGGUCUCUGUAAACCUGUGGUGGAGUGGCUUAUAGGUCGCGGUUAUUUGUUUAAGCCUGUUGAAGGACAAGUAUCCGACUUCGACAAUGCAUUUUCCGAGGUUUACAACAAGGAACGUACAACUACAGAAGUCGUCGUUGUACCCAACGAUUCAGACAUUCGGGAUUAUACAUUUGAUACGAUCGCCGCAGUGUGGAACUUUAUUCGCGGUUCAUCCAAAAUUCAGUUAAUUGCUACCCGCGGUUCACCAUUGGAAACUAUAUUUUCUUUCCAUUCAACUUGUGUUAUGAAUAUCUUCACACAUCGCGCUGCAUAUUGUUUAUUUCCUAAGCUCACAUUGGAGGAUAAAACAACGAUGCUUAUCGACCUCCAGGCUCCGUUGAAUAUGCGCGAUAUGUGUCCGAUUCGUAAAUAUCAGGACCGAGGAUUCAGCGUGGUACACCGGCCAACGUUUGAGCAAGCUUGUGAUCCGUCUUCAUCUAUCUCAUUUUUAGCUUUGAGAUAUGUUGGUGAUGCUCAUUGUUGUCGUAUACCAUUCCAGGAUCUCGGUGGCAACUUGUCUUCUGUUGAUAUCAUAGAAUCAAAUAGUUGGGACAUGGCUUACACCCGGAAACACAACACCGUUGAUUUCUGCUCUCUGAGUGUUCCUGGUGCAAUUGUGGAUUAUGUUAUU
Messenger RNA from Lentinula edodes (shiitake mushroom), 948 nucleotides. RefSeq lists its product as uncharacterized. The record is from RefSeq and is a predicted model, not a curated record. NCBI's taxonomy places the organism in Eukaryota, Fungi, Basidiomycota, Agaricomycetes, Agaricales, Omphalotaceae. The annotation marks the transcript as partial. The transcript has 3 exons.